Molecule: messenger RNA, 720 nt
Organism: Haemonchus placei
Lineage: Eukaryota; Metazoa; Nematoda; Chromadorea; Rhabditida; Trichostrongylidae
Source: the annotation of a GenBank genome assembly
AUGAUGCGGUGGGUCAAAUUUGAACGAGUGGAGGAGAGGCGGGCGUCAGAAGGGCGAUCCGACUGGUCCAAGAAGCAGCUAUCCGCUGAAGAGCGAGUGCAGCGAUUAGAACGGCAAGCGCUGGAGUCGUCUGCUGAGUUGGAACGAGCGGUCCAGAGAGAGAAAAUGAAUGAAGAGCACAGUCAACGCUUAAGCAGUACCGUGGAUAAGCUUUUAUCUGAGUCGAACGAUCGCCUUCAGUUACACCUGAAGGAGCGAAUGCAAGCGCUUGAUGAUAAGAAUCGCCUUACCCAGCAACUUGAGAAUACAAAGAAAAUAUAUGACCAGGCAGAGAGAACUAAGGAACGCCUGCAACGUGAUAACGAUGCUCUUCGACAGGAAAUUGAAGCACUUCGUCAACAACUUUACAAUGCGCGCACAGCCCAGUUUCACUCAAGAAUGCAUGCCAUGCUUCCACCGUCGUUGCCGUUGGUGUUCUCAAACGGUGUCAGCGCUUCGCCACCAUCGGCCAUAAUGCCACAACACUUUGCUGCGACAUCAUUCGUGAAUUCGGUGCUACCUGGCUACACAACACUUGGAGUUCGGAGGCAGUCGCACUUCAUGAAGGAAGGUUCGAGGCAUAAGUGCGAUAAUCCUGCUGUGCUGACUGUUAAAAAUUCUCAAUACUCAGGAGCGGCAUUCUUGAUCGGUGAUAACCAAUCACAGUAUUGGCUGAAAUAG